Molecule: messenger RNA, 5463 nt
Organism: Gasterosteus aculeatus aculeatus (three-spined stickleback)
Lineage: Eukaryota; Metazoa; Chordata; Actinopteri; Perciformes; Gasterosteidae
Gene: obsl1a
Product: obscurin like cytoskeletal adaptor 1a
Molecular function (GO): protein binding
Source: RefSeq, a predicted model, not a curated record
GCAUGUUAGCUUCACCAGCUCAAGGAUGGUUUGAAACAAUUAGAAAAUUACUGUUUCAAACAUUUUCCUAUCAGCUACAUUCUUUGUACUUCGCCCACUAUUAGCCACAAGACACUCCCCCCCCAUCUGCCCCGCGGGAGUGAAUAUGGAUGUGGAGCGACCCAACAGCACCCUGCUCACAUGGGUUCCUGCCCCCAACAGCCAGACCUCCACCAGAUCCAUCUUUGUAGUGGAGAGACAGGAAGUGGGCUCCCCAGAGUGGCACAAGUGCUUCACCUCAGAGAGCGCCGCCUCAGCCGAAAUCACUGGUGACAGCGUGCCGUGCGAAGGCAACUACCGGUUCCGUGUAUGUUGCAUCAACAAGUACGGCCGAAGUGGCCAUGUGGAGUUUCCCCAAGCUGUCCAUCUGGCUCCUGGACCAAAGAUCUGCAGCAGGCUCAAAGGCUGCGAGGUUGUGGAGGGAGAAGACGCUCCGUUCUCCAUCGAAUUGUCCACCCCAAUGGUUGGAACCUGGUUUCUGAACAGCUCUCAACUGCAGCAUGGCGGACGAUAUUCAAUACAACAGUCCGGAACACAACACUCCCUGGUCAUCCGGGACGCCAGCGCCACAGAGGACACAGCAGAGGUCACGUUCAUAGCCAAUGGAGUCAGGGAUUCAGCUGUGCUCACGGUUAAACCUGCUGUGAUGAAAUUCAGUCCCCUGUCAGACUCAGACAGCAACAAGACGGUGGACAUGAGCGACCCCAUUGUUCUCUACUGCGAAGUCUCCCACCCCUUCGCUCAAGUAACUUGGUUUAAAGAUGGAAAAGAGCUGCAGGUGAUGGAUGGCCUCAACAUCCAAUCGGACGGGAACAUGAGGAGGAUUGUGAUUCAGUCAGCUGAUGCAUCUCACUCUGGAGUUUAUUCAUGUGAAACUGCAGGAGAUGUCAUCAAAUUCAACGUGACCGUUGCAGGUCCCCCGGUGGAGUUCAGGCUGCUUCCUGAAGAGGAGCUCCAUAAGAGCAGCAUGGAGUUGGACCCCGUGGUGCUGCUCUGCCAUGUCUCCUCAGACGAUGCAGAGGUUGUGUGGUAUAAGGACGGCUGUGAGGUCCAGCCCACUGACAACAUCACCCUGCAGGCGGAGGGGAGCAUGAGGAGGCUGAUCAUCCGCUCUGCAGAGACCUCUGAUGCCGGCAGUUAUACCUGCCAGGCAGGAAACAGUAGCAUGGAGUUCACAGUCAAUGUCAGAGAGCCUCCAGUGAUGAUCGUGGAACCGAAGGACGAUAUUGUGCUGGAGAGCUUCAUCUCAGAGAAGAUCCAGCUGCAGUGCGAAUUGUCUCGCUCCAGUGGGAAGGUGCGGUGGUUCAAGGACGGCCAGGAGGUGGAGGGAGGCGACAACAUCCAGCUGAUGUGUGAGGGUCCUUACAGGAGGCUGACCAUCCUCAGCCGCUCGGUGGAGGACGGUGGAGAGUACGUCUGCGAAACAGAUGGAGACUCAGUCUUCUUCCAGCUCAGCGUUAAGGAGCCGCUGGUGAAAAUUGUUUCUCCCAGUGAGUCAGAGCUGGAACUGACUCAUCCAGUCACUGAGAGGCUGGAGCUCAACUGUCAGAUCUCCCAGGCGGACGCCCCGGUCCGGUGGUACAAAGAUGGCCUGGAGGUAGAGGAGGGUCAGAACUUUAUCCUGGAGGUGGAUGGAGCCCAACGUCGGCUGGUCAUACCCAUGAGCACGGUGGACGACACAGGGGAGUAUGUUUGCGACACUGAGGAUGACUCUGUGACCUUCCUGGUCACGAUUGCAGAGCCACCAGUGACGCUUACUCGUCCCCAAAACACACCUGACAAACUGGAGUGUUUGGCCGGCGAACAGAUAGUGCUGGAGAUCCAGGUGUCCCGGUCAAGCGCUGAAGUCGUGUGGCGGCUGAAUGGCAGAGAAGUAGAGGAGAGCAGUAACGUCACCAUCACAGAGGACGGGCUCAUCCAUCGUCUGACGAUUCACUGUCCCAACCCAGACGAUUCUGGGAAAUACACAUGUGAUGCUGUUGAUGACAAAAUUGAUUUCGAGGUCAAAGUUUCAGAGCCUCCCACAAAGAUCCUGAGAAAGACAGAGAUUAAGACAAAUCUUAGAUCCAUGAUGUCAGACGACAUUGUGCUGGAAUGUGAGCUCUCCCGGGCCAAUGGCGUCACCAAAUGGUACAAGGAUAACUGUCGCCUUGAGGGAAAUGAAAGGUUCUGUGAAGAGGAGGAAGGUGCUUUCCGCUCAUUGGUCAUCCUCAACGCUGAACUCGGAGACUCGGGAGAGUACUUUCUGGAUGCCGGAGAUGACAACAUCAGCUUCCAUGUUACGGUGCAAGAACCCCCGGUGACGAUUGUGGGCAACUCAAACAACUCUGACAACCAGGAGAUGGAGGAAGGGGAAGACCUGAUCCUGGCCUGCGAAGUGUCCCGUGCCAAUGCCCCAGUCCAGUGGUACUGCAACGACAGGCUGCUUGCCAGCGACUCCCGGACCAACAUCGAGAGCUACGGCACCCUGAGAAAAAUUAUAAUCUCAAAUGUCCAGGCAUCCGAUUCUGGGAAGUACGUGUGUGAUGCUGUGGAUGAUAAGAUGAUCAGCGCUGUCAGGAUUCAAGAGCCUGCAGUUAAGUUUGUGAACAAGGAGGAAGACGUCGUCUUGACGGGUUACGAAGCAGAGGGCGUAACCCUUACAAGCUACGUGUCAAAGGAAAGCGCUCAAGUGCGUUGGAUGAAAAACUGGACGCCUGUGGAAGGCGAACGUACCCGAGCUCUCACAGAGGGGUACAAACGCACGCUUACCAUUGAGCCUUUGAGACGCUCUGAUGCCGGCGAGUACACCUGCGAUGCCAACACGGACCAGGUCCACUUCAGCUUGCUGGUGAAAGAAAUGAGAAUUAAGUUUGUGAGGCCACUCCGAGACACGGUGGCGCAUGCCGACGGUAUGGUGACCCUUUGCUGUGAGGUGUGCAAGCCGAAAGCAGACGUCCAGUGGCUGAGGAAUGGCGUGGAGGUGGUUCCAAGCAGGAGGUUCACCAUACGGGCGGACGGUGUGGAGCGGAGCUUGACCAUCCACCGGUUAACCAGAGAGGAUGCCGGGGACUACACCUGUGAGUCCAGAGAUGACCGGACCGUGGCGACACUGAGAGUAGAGUUGCCUCGGGUGGUGGAGUUCCUCACAGAGCUCCACAACACCACUGUGCUUGAAGGAGAAGAUGCCACCUUCAAGUGUGUGGUUUCCCCUGAGGAUGUUCAGCUGGCCUGGCUCAUGGACAACGAGGCCAUCCCCCUUGGAGAUCGUUUCCAGGCCAACCAGAACGGCCUGUGCCACACUUUGGUUGUCAAGAAAUGCCAAAUGUUGGACUGUUCAAAGAUUACAGCGGAGGCCGAGGGACAGAUGAGCAAAGCCAGCCUCAAAGUUCAGGAGGCUCAGGUCAUGUUUACAAAGAAAAUGGAGGCCGUCAUGGCGGAAGAGUUUGGUGACGCCACCCUGGAGACAGAGAUCAGCCUUGAGAUUGGAGAGGUCCAGUGGAUGAGGCAAGGGGUGGUCAUCCAGCCCGGGCCACGACACACGCUGGCCCAGAGCGGCUGUAAGCGCAGCCUGAUCAUCCAAAACUUGAAUCUGUCAGACCGAGGAACCUAUCGCUGCGAGACUCUGCAUGACCGGACGCAGGUCAAGCUCAAUGUAGAACCUCGUAAAAUCUCCGUCCGUAAAGGCCUAACUGAUCAAGAAACCGUUGAGCGAGAGACCGCCUCCUUCGAGGUGGAGCUCUCGCACACAGAUGUGGAGGGAAUCUGGCAGAAGGACGGCAUCCGCGUGAAACCCAACAACCAGUGGCGGGUGAGCACCAACGGGCUCGUCCACAGCCUCACACUGUCCAACCUCACCCUGGAGGACACGGGCACCAUCGUUUUCUCAGCUGAGGGCAUGCGCACCGCCGCAAGGCUCACCGUCAAAGAGACUCCGGUGUCUAUCCUGAGGACGCUAGCCGACGUCCGUGUGGAAGAGGAACUCCCGACCACUUUGGAGUGUGAAUUCUCCAGACAAAACAUCGAAGUCAAGUGGCUCAAGAACGGGGCGGAGCUGAAGCCGGGCAGCAAUUGUCGGAUCUACUCUAUGGGCCGCAAGCGGUUCUGUCAGAUCAUGUCAUGCUCCCGGUCUGACUCCGGCACCUACACAUGUGACACGGGGGAUAUCAACACUUCUUGUUCACUCGAGGUGUACGAGCAUACGGUGGAGAUAGUGCACGACCUGGAGGACCUUUACAUUAAGGAGGACCAGAACGCCGUCUUCAUGUGUGAGGUUUCCUUGGAGAAUGUUGCUGGGGAGUGGUACAAAGAUGGCCACAAGAUCCGGCCCACUAGCAGCAUCAAGAUCCGCACUGAAGGGACCAAACACUUCCUACUAAUGUGCAACGUCACUGCCGAGGAUGCUGGGGAAAUCCGCUUUGUAGCCAAGGAUGUUGAAUCCACGGCUUCCUUAGAAGUAGAAGAACUCCCCGUUUGCAUUGUAAAACCGCUGCGAGAUCGAACAGCCUUGGAGAAACACCGCGUGAUCUUGGAAUGCACCGUUUCCACGCCUCGCUCCAGCGCAGUCUGGUACAAGGGCAGCGAGGAGCUGGUUCCCUCGGAUCGAGUGGAGAUACUGGCCGACGGAUGCUCCCACAAACUGGUGAUCCAGCAGGUGGCUGUGCAGGAUGAGGGCACCUACAGCGUUGAGGUUGGGGAGCACACAUGUAAAGCCAAACUGAUGGUGGAAGCCCAAGCCCUCGUCAUGGUCACAGAGCUCGAGGAUGUGGAGGUAACUGAGCCCAAGCCGGCAUCCUUCCAGUGUGAGGUGUCCGUCGCCAUUAACAAGCCGCCCCUCUGGACUCUGAACGGAGAGACCCUUCUGCACGGCCCCUCGGUCCGUCUGGAAGACCACGGGAGGGUCCACAAACUCACCCUGAAACAAACCAGCGCGGACAUGAGCGGCGUGGUGAAGUUUACCAUGGGCAAGGCCAAGAGCAGUGCCACGCUCAGUGUAACGGAAACUUAGGGGAAGAGAUAGAAAAGAAAGCGAAGGGGAGACAAAGAAUGAAACUGACUUUAAAAACAGGAAUUUCCCAUCUCAGCCAAACCUUUCUACAUUCAUUUGGCAAGAUUGGAUAACCUGCAUUUCCCAUCCCAGAUUUUAUUUUAAAAUUUAAUUGAGGUUAUUUAGCGUCAAUAUGUUACUUCAGUCAGGUUAUUCUUUUAUCUUUUUUUUACUGGGUCGUAUAUAUUUAUUAGCCUGAUUUCCAAUUGAAUUUAAAUACUUCAUGUAUUCUGAUGAAAAUGCUCCAAAAUAAAUUUUCAAAAAAAACGUUAUAUUGUGGCAAAUUUAUGUCACUUGUUUUCUGAAUAAGGACACAAUCAAUGUCUUAACACCAUACAUCAAUGCUAAAUAAACUAAUAUUUUGCAUAAUUAUUAAAAUGUACCACCUUCCAACAGUC